Messenger RNA from Rotaria sp. Silwood2, 474 nucleotides. The record is from the annotation of a GenBank genome assembly. Lineage: Eukaryota; Metazoa; Rotifera; Eurotatoria; Philodinida; Philodinidae.
AUGUUCUCAAAUUCAAAAACAACCCAUCCAUUAGCUCAAGAUAAUAAUGUACGUAUAAAAGACAUGUGGACAUCAACAUUAUAUCAUCCUGAUGAUUUAUCAUAUAACAAUCCAAAAGUUUUUACGGAUGUCUUUACACAAUUUCGAGUAACACUUGAAAAACAAAAUAUUCGAGUACGACGUUUGAUCAAUAUUCCGAGUACAUUUAAAUCAUUACCAAAUGAUUCUAUUAUAACAUUAAUACCAAAUUUAACAGAUUUUGGGUAUUCAAAUGUAAUUAUAAAUCCUAAUAGUGUAUUUCCCUUUGAAGGUGGUGAAUUAUCUGGACUUACUCAUCUACAAAAAUAUAUUUGGGAAAAAAAUUUAGCUCCAUCUUAUAAACAAACACGAAAUAGUUUAACUGGUUCAGAAAAUUCAACAAAAUUUUCUCCAUGGUUUGAUCCUAUUUCUUUACAAUCAUUAAUAUAUAUAUAA